AUGCAUGUCUUGGCACUUGGCAGACUGAACGAAGAGGACAAAAAGAGGACUUAUAAUAUUCAUACAGUUGUGUCCUCUUCACAUCCUUCUCCUUCACGAGGCAUUCAUUUCGCCUCGUUCCCCAUUCUCCUCUUCGUCAGUUGCUCCUGGAGGCGACGGCGACUUCUGGAGAGCUACAAGAAGAGAGAGACGCAUUGGAGUGGCGGCGAUUGCUUGGGAGCGAGAAGGGGAGGGGGAGGAGAGGAGCAGCCAAGAUGGUGUGCCCAGACUGUCAUUCGCAUUGCGAGAAUGACAACAAGCAGAUAUUUUUUUGAAUUGUCAUUCGUGAGGGCUCCAAAGCCGCCCUCACCAACAGUGAAUAUCCCAUGCACAGCCAGUUGAUAUGCUGUCGUUGUGAAUCUAUCAUUGACACACAAUUGGGUUUUUUUCCGCUACAAGGCGUUGUCUUAGUUGCAAGUCCACCAUCAACACACAACUAUAGGCUUCCUACAUAACGACGCUCCCAGUUUGCAGGUCCAUCAUUGACAUGGAAUUGUGGGUUUUCUUUCUAGUUGUUUUUACUCUAGUUGCAAAUCUAUCAUUGACACACACUAGGAUCUUUUUUGUAGUUAUUUUUGCAAGUUGACCCUUGACUCGCAAGAUUUUUUGUGUAGUCAUAGUCGCCCCAGUUGCAAGUAGACCAUCAACUUGCAACUAAGCUUUGUAGUUUUUUCUCAUGCCACUUGCAAGUCGACCUUUGACUCGCAACUGGUUUUUUUGUGUAAUCAUAGCCGCCCUAGUUGCAAGUCCAUCAUCGACUCGCAACUCGGACUUGUAUUUCUUUUUUCAUGCCACUUGCAAGACGAACCUCGACUCGCAAUUAGGAUUUUUUGUGUAGUUGUAGUCACGCCACUUGCAAGUCCACCAACAACUUGCAACUCGGCUCGUAGUUUUUUCCACGUCACUUGCAAGUCGACCCUCGACUUGCAACUGGGUUUUCAUGUAGUUGUAAUCGCCGCAGUUGCGAGUGCAUCAUCAACUCGCAACUCGAACCCGUGGUUCUUUGUCUCAUGCCACAUGCAAGUCGAUCCUCGACUCGCAACUAGUUUUUUUUGUAGCCGUAGUCAGUUGCAAGUCGGUCAUCAACUCGCAACUAGGCUUGUACUUUAUUGUUUCAUGCCACUUGCACGUCGACCCUCGAUGCGCAAUUGAGGUUUUGUGUAGUUGUAAUCGCCUUAGUUCCAAGUGCACCAUCGAGUCUCAACUCGGCCUGUACUUUUUCUGUUUCAUUCCACUUGCAAGUUGACCCUCGACUCGCAAUUCAGAUAUUUUGUGUAGUUGUAGUCACGCCAAUUACAUGUCCACCAUCGACUCGCAACUCGGCUCACGUCACUUGCAAGUCGACCCUCGACUUACAACUGGGGUUUAAUGUAGUUGUAAUCGCCCCAGUUGCAAGUCCACCAUCGACUCGCAACUCGGACCCGUAGUUCUCGUUUCAUGCCACUUGCAAGAUGCCCAUUGACUCGCAACUUGGGUUUUUUGUGUAGUUGUAGUCACGCCAGUUGCAAGUCCACCAUUCACUCGCAACUCGGCUCGUACUAUUUUGUUUUAUAUCACUUGCAAGUCGACCCUGGACUUGCAACUGGGGUUUCCAUGUAGUUCUAAUCGCCCCAGUUGCAAGUCCACCAUCGACUCGCAACUCGUGCUGUACUUUUUGUUUCAUGUCACUUGCAAGUUGACCUUCGACUCGCAACCAGGGUUUAUUUGUGUAGUUGUAGUCCCCGCAGUUGCAAGUCCACUAUCAACUCGCA
Molecule: messenger RNA, 1790 nt
Organism: Triticum aestivum (bread wheat)
Lineage: Eukaryota; Viridiplantae; Streptophyta; Magnoliopsida; Poales; Poaceae
Exons: 5
Coding region: 1-381 (126 amino acids)
Source: RefSeq, a predicted model, not a curated record